GCCGGGGCCUCGCCAUGGUUCCCGGCGUGCAGCUCCCGCCGGAGAUCCAGCUGGCGCAGCGCCUGGCGGGCAACGAGCAGGUGACCCGGGACCGGGCGGUGCGGAAGCUUCGGAAGUACAUCGUGGCGAGGACGCAGCCGGCCGCGGGUGGAUUCACUCAGGAUGAGCUGCUGAAGGUGUGGAAGGGACUGUUCUACUGCAUGUGGAUGCAGGACAAGCCGCUCCUGCAGGAAGAACUAGGAAGGACCAUUUCCCAGCUCACCCAAGCUUUUCAGACCACAGAAGCACAGCACCUGUUUCUGCGGGCGUUCUGGCAGACCAUGAUCCGUGAGUGGGCAGGCAUCGACAGACUGCGCCUGGACAAGUUUUACUUGCUCAUGCGGAUGGUCCUGAGAGAGUCCUUGAAGGCUGUGAGAACACAAGGAUGGGAAGAAAGACAGAUCGAGCAGCUGCUGGAGCUGCUGACCACCGAGAUACUGAGCCCCGACAGCCAGGCCCCCAAUGGCGUGAAGAGCCACUUCUUGGAGAUCUUCCUGGAGGAGCUGAGCAAAGUGGGAGCUGCAGAGCUCACUGCAGACCAGAAUUUGCGGUUUAUCGACCCCUUCUGCCAGAUCGCAGCCCACACUAAGGAUUCCCUGGUUUUGCAUAAGAUCGCUCGGAACAUAUUUGAGACAAUUGUGGAACAAGCUCCAUUGGCCAUUGAAGACCUGAUGAAUGAAUUGGAUGCGCAGACUGGGGAGGAUGAGGUGAUGGAAGGUGAUGAGCUGUCAGAGGGUGAGCAGGAACAAGACACACCAUCCAAGAGGCCACCCGCAGGCUCCAUCCAUAGGGGUGACCUUGAGGUGGACAAGGAGGUGCAGGACGAUGGAGAUGGUAGUGGUCCUGUGCUCCAGUUUGACUAUGAGGCAGUUGCUAACAGACUGUUCAAGCUUGCCAGUCGACAGAGCACCCCUUCUCAGAACAGGAAGCGCCUCUACAAAGUGAUCCGAAAGUUACAGGAACUGGCUGGAGGCACUUUUCCUGAGGACGAUGUCCCAGAAAAAGCCUACAAGCGCCUGCUGGCAGGGAGGCGGGAGCGGAAGAAGAACAGGAAACGCUUGCUGAGAUUGCAGCCACAGACUGAGAAAGGGGACAGUGAGGCAGACACUUCAAGUCUGGACCCAAGCCCUAAGACUGAGAGGAAGAGGAGUAGGAGAAAGGCUGAGAAGACAAACCAGAGAGGGGCUCCUAGAAGGAGGAGGAAGCCUCGUCAGAUGUCCAGUGCCAGAGCGAAGGCAGCCAGUGGCCAGCAGCCGAAGAGAAAGAGGAAACGGCCCCUGGAGAGUGAGAAGUGAGGCGGCCAGCCAGGGCCAGCCUGCCGUGCGCGCUGUCACCGCCGGGCGUGCUCCUGCGGCCUCUGAACGCCGUGGCUCCUUCCCGUAUGGGAAGGGCAGGGGCAGGAUGAAGAGGGGUCCCUUCAGUGCCAGCCCUCCAGGGUCACUCCUGCUUUGGGGCCACUACCUGUGUACCAUGACUGAGGUCAGAAAUUCACACUCUGAAUGCCACUUGUUUUGGUGCAGUGGCUGUGCCUGUGGUCUUAGCCCUCAUGGGCAGAGGCAGGAGGGUCGAUCGAGUUUGGUCCAGGCUACAGAGUGAGACCCUGUCUCAGAAAGCCCCAAAAAGCAACAAAAAAAACAAACCCCACCUAUGUAGGGCACUGUCUCCUGUUCCCCGGGUGUCUGUAAAUUAAACUGAUCCUACCGAA
This is a messenger RNA of Jaculus jaculus (lesser Egyptian jerboa), 1744 nucleotides long. It is a transcript of the gene Rrp1, whose product is annotated as ribosomal RNA processing 1. The record is from RefSeq and is a predicted model, not a curated record. Gene Ontology annotation, cellular component: preribosome, large subunit precursor; nucleus; preribosome, small subunit precursor. The coding region runs from base 15 to 1334 and encodes 439 amino acids. Gene Ontology annotation, biological process: rRNA processing. The transcript has 13 exons. Lineage: Eukaryota; Metazoa; Chordata; Mammalia; Rodentia; Dipodidae.